Messenger RNA from Lolium perenne, 1713 nucleotides. RefSeq names its product glucan endo-1,3-beta-glucosidase 7. Gene Ontology annotation, biological process: carbohydrate metabolic process. NCBI's taxonomy places the organism in Eukaryota, Viridiplantae, Streptophyta, Magnoliopsida, Poales, Poaceae. Gene Ontology annotation, molecular function: hydrolase activity, hydrolyzing O-glycosyl compounds. The record is from RefSeq and is a predicted model, not a curated record.
CCAUUCCAAAGAACAUUACGGGUGAAGCUGCCCCCGCUGAUCCAUCGAUCGUCAGGCUGGCGCCCCGAGAGACACGCGGGAGCGUGCAGCCAGGUACAGAUACGCACAAAAAGUUGACGAGAGUACGAGACGACGAACGGCGACCAGCAUCUACUGCACAGAGCCGAGCCCACACGGUGUCGUCUCGCCUUCUUUUAUGCAGGAGAACGGGGCAGGGGAAGAGACAACCCACAAGUAACGCCUCGCCUCCUUCGUCCUUCGUCUUCUUCUAGCCCGAGCUUGCACUUCCAUAGCCACCUGAGUCGGAAACGACACCAUCAAGAGGUUGCAGCCAGUGGGCAGUAGCGGUAGCAUGGUGCUCAGGAGGUGGUGGGAGAUGGAUGCUGCUGUGAUCUUGAGGCUCCUGCACGUCGCCUUCCUCUUCCACUUGGCAACAUCGCAGUCGUUCAUCGGAGUCAACUAUGGGACCAUCGCCGACAACCUCCCGCCAGCGGCGUCGACGGCCAGCCUCCUGACGUCGACGUCCAUCGGAAAGCUCCGACUGUACGAGCCCCAGCCGGACCUCGUGGCCGCGCUGGCGGGCUCCGACAUCUCCAUCCUGCUGGGCGUCCCAAACUCCGACGUCCCGAGCCUCGCCUCCUCCCCGGCCGCCGCUGCGUCAUGGGCCGCCGCCAACAUCCCCACCACUGUGUCCGUAUCCGCCAUCUCCGUCGGCAACGAGCUCCUCAACUCCGGCGACCCGACGCUCGGCCCCCAGCUUCUCCCCGCCAUGCAGAACCUCCUCGCCGCGCUCCCAGCAGGCUCAACCACCAAGAUCUCCACGGUGCACUCGAUGGCGGUGCUGGCGUCGUCGGACCCGCCGUCCUCCGGCGCGUUCCACGUGGACCUUGCCGGCAGCCUGGACCCGGUGCUGGAGUUCCUCCACCAGAACGGCGGGCCGUUCAUGAUCAACCCAUACCCGUACUUCGCAUACGCCUCUGACACGCGGGACGAGACGCUGGCUUUCUGCCUGUUCCAGCCCAACCCGGGCCGCGCCGACGCCGCCUCCGGGCUCACCUACACCAACAUGUUCGACGCGCAGCUCGACGCCAUUCGCGCCGCGCUCGACGCCAAGGGGUACCCAGACGUGGACAUCGUAAUCGCCGAGACCGGCUGGCCGUACAAGGGGGACGCCAGCGAGGCCGGCGCCACGCCGGACAACGCCAGGGCCUACAAUGCCAACCUCGUCGCGCACCUCAAGUCGCAGGUCGGCACGCCGCGGACGCCCGGCAAGUCCGUGGACACCUACAUCUUCGCGCUCUACGACGAGGACCUCAAGCCCGGGCCGGCGUCCGAGCGGUCCUUCGGGCUGUACCAGGCCGACCUCACGCCCAACUACGACAUCGGGCUCGCCAAAGGCAGCGGCGCCGCUCCCACCACGUCGGGCCAGAUCGGUGUCACUCCAGCUCCGGCACAGGUGCAACCAGGGAGGGGGGUGACGCCGACGGGAUUCUGUGUGACCACGGGCGGCGCACCGGGGGGCACGCAGCAGGCGCAACAGAGCAGCUCUUGCUAUGAGCCGGCAGGGGCAACGUCGAGGAGAGGUCAGACCGGCAUGCACCAGUUUGCAUGGUUUUGUAUUUUGCUCGGUCUGGCAAUGUUGGUGCAAAGUGGACGACUGUAGAGAUAUUUUUCAUCGGCCACAAGAAAAUCAAUAGACUUUUGAUUUUGAAA